UUACAAGAUUGUAUCAUUAUAUGGUAUUCAUUUUAUCCUAUUGCUUCUCAACCCUAGAACAUUGAGAUUAUUAUUUUAUUUCAAAAAGGAGAGAAAUAGCAAAGAAAUAAGUAAUAAAUUUACUUAUGUCUACAUAAUAUGCGAAAGAUUACGGCGUCUUUUAGGUCACUGAGUUGUCUGGAAGACGAGCAGCGUCUCAAAAUGAGAACGUUAAAUAUGAAAGGAGAGCGAAAGAGAGUAAGAGAGAGAGAGAGAGAGAGAGAGAGAGAUUCGAGCGACGAAAAUAAGUACAAGGAGAGGAAGCUCAAGUCGGAGAAGUAGAGAUUGCCUUUGCAAGAAUCCGUCGAGUUGCGGCACUCCGCACCUCGGCAGAAGAAACCGAAGAUAUCGGUAUUUUCCGACGGUCCUCUCGCUAGCUUUAGAAAUGUCAUAGUUUGACGAGCGAAGGCUUUGGCUUUCCGUGAAGUUCUCGUGAAGUUUGCGAGAAAACGGUCGCAGAAAGAGAGAAAUAGAAGGACGGAGACGGAACGAGCGAGCAUGUCGUUCCUCUCUAAAAUUAGAGUGAUGAGGAAGAAGAGAAGGGGAUGGCCCCUUAUAGAGCUUGGGACGCCGAGUUUGUGACCAGGGUUAGCAAACUGGCAUUUUCUCUCUCCCGUCUCGGAAUAUCGGAUUACUUCGACAUCGUCGCGUCGGUGCACGCCGUCCGGUUCAUUCAAUUUCGACUUUUCUUCUCGUUUCUUUUUUCACCCCCCGCAAGCACUAAACAACCGCCAACAUGUCUGACGACGAGGACCAAUACUCCGGCGAGGAGGAAGUCGAGGACGUGGGUAGGGCGUCCCAAAAGGAAUCUGGCGAGAGUAUCGAGUUUAUGAAGAAACAAGAACAGAAAAGAAGUGAACUCGACGAACAGCUUAAAGAAUAUAUAGCGGAAUGGCGAAAGCAGAGAGCCAAGGAGGAGGAGGAGUUGAAGAGAUUAAAGGAGAAACAAGCCAAGCGCAAGGUCACCCGUGCGGAGGAGGAGAAGAGAUUGGCUCAAAAGAAGAAAGAAGAGGAGGAACGUCGUCAACGUGAAAUCGAGGAGAAGAAACAACGUGACAUCGAAGAGAAAAGGAGGCGCUUGGAGGAAUCGGAAAAGAAGCGUCAGGCUAUGAUGCAAGCGGUGAAAGAACAGAGCAAAAAGGGCCCCAACUUUACUAUCACUAAGAAAGAUCUUUCGGGCAAUCUUUCAUCGGCGCAACUCGAGCGUAACAAGACUAAGGAACAGCUCGAGGAGGAGAAGAAAAUUUCCCUUAGCAUUCGCAUCAAACCCUUGGAAAUCGAGGGUAUGUCGAUCGACAAGCUUCGCGUCAAAGCGACCGAAUUGUGGGAGAGCAUAGUAAAACUUGAAACCGAGAAAUACGAUCUGGAAGAGAGACAAAAGCGUCAGGAGUAUGACCUUAAAGAGCUGAAGGAACGUCAAAAGCAGCAACUGAGGCACAAAGCUCUGAAGAAGGGUCUCGACCCUGAAGCUUUAACCGGCAAAUAUCCUCCGAAAAUCCAAGUCGCCUCAAAGUAUGAACGUCGCGUCGACACCCGAUCUUACGAUGACAAGAAGAAACUCUUUGAGGGCGGCUAUGACACGCUUUUAGCGGAGACCAACGAGAAAAUAUGGAAACAGAGAGCAGAACAGUUUAUGAAGCGCAACAAAACGAAGUUGCCGAAGUGGUUUGGCGAGCGACCGGGCAAGAAGGCUGGCGAUCCCGAUACACCCGAGGGCGAGGAAGACGUGAAGGCUACGGUUGACGAGGAUCUCGAUCUCGAAGAACCGCAAUUCGAGGAGGAAGAGGAGGAGGAGGGUGGAAAAGAGGAAGGCGAAGAGGAGGAAGAGGAGGAAGAGGAAGAGGAGGAAGAGGAGGAAGAGGAAGAGGAGGAAGAGGAGGAGGAAGAAGAGUAAAAUUUCCGAUCGCUUCGGCGUGCAUACGCAAAUAUUAAGAAAAAAAGAAAAUUAAAAAAGAAGGAGAAAAACGAAAAAGAAAAAAAGGGAAGGAAACAUAAUUCAAAUUCGGUACACGAUCAUUCCACAAUCUCGUUUAACGUCUUUCGAAUCGUCAAACGUAAUUGGUGGAGCAGCAGUAGAGCGACGACGUUUUUUAUCCACUUCCGGCAAUACUUUUUUCGGAAGCUCUCGAUCGUCAGCUCACGUUAUCAACGGUUUCUCUUUAGUAUUCAAACGAUCAAAUGAACCAUCUCGGGCAACGAGAUGAACAAUGAUUGCUAUUUCCGUAGCAGAUCAUACCGUCACCAGCCGUUUGUAAUUACUACGGCUACAAUGCUAUUACGAUUGUACCAUUACUAUUAUUACUCCUAUUGUAAUUAUUACUAUUAUUACUCCUACUUCUAUUAUUACGAUUAUUAUUAUAAUAUUGUACAAACACGAGUGCGCAAAUUAUUAAAAUAAAACGGUUUUAUCGUAUAAGACUCAUCAAGGAAGCAAACUUCGCCUGCAGGUAAAGUGUGUACCAUCUCGAGUUCUACAGUUACGUGUCUUGAAAUAAAAUAGAAGCUACAGUAAA
Dinoponera quadriceps is the source of this 2552-nucleotide messenger RNA. Its product is annotated as troponin T-like. Gene Ontology annotation, biological process: muscle contraction; regulation of muscle contraction; sarcomere organization. The record is from RefSeq and is a predicted model, not a curated record. Gene Ontology annotation, molecular function: tropomyosin binding. Gene Ontology annotation, cellular component: troponin complex. Bases 776 to 1933 code for a protein of 385 amino acids. Lineage: Eukaryota; Metazoa; Arthropoda; Insecta; Hymenoptera; Formicidae. The transcript is spliced from 14 exons.